This is a messenger RNA of Pseudozyma flocculosa PF-1, 771 nucleotides long. RefSeq lists its product as uncharacterized. Gene Ontology annotation, molecular function: protein-L-isoaspartate (D-aspartate) O-methyltransferase activity. Gene Ontology annotation, cellular component: cytoplasm. NCBI's taxonomy places the organism in Eukaryota, Fungi, Basidiomycota, Ustilaginomycetes, Ustilaginales, Ustilaginaceae. Gene Ontology annotation, biological process: protein modification process. The coding region runs from base 1 to 771 and encodes 256 amino acids. The transcript has 2 exons. The record is from RefSeq and is a predicted model, not a curated record.
AUGGCCUGGCGCUCGUCGGGCCGCACCAACUCGGAGCUCGUCUCCAACCUCGUCUCGACGGGCAUCAUCACCUCGACGCCCGUCGCACGCGCAAUGGCCUCCGUCGACCGCGCGCACUACGUAUCCCAGCCCUCCACCGCCUACUUUGACACGCCCCAGCCCAUCGGCUACGGCGCCACCAUAUCCGCACCCCACAUGCACGCCCACGCGCUCCAGAACCUCGCCCCCUUUCUCGUCGCGGGCAACAAGGUCCUCGACGUCGGCUCCGGAAGCGGAUACUGCCUCGCCGUCUUCCACCACCUCGUCUCGCCCGGCUCCCGCGGUCUCUCCGGCGCUGGCGACGGCGCUGGCGACGGCGACGACAAGGGCAUUGGCGACGAAGCCACCGCGGCGACGCGAGGCAAGGUCGUCGGCAUCGAGCACAUCGGCGAGCUCGUCGACUGGAGCAAGGACAACCUCGUCAAGGACGGACUCAAGGCCGCUCUCGACGCCGCCGAGAUCCAGGUCUUCAAGGGAGACGGAAGGAUGGGCCGCCCCGACGCCGGCCCCUUUGACGCCAUCCACGUCGGAGCAGCCUCGCCCCAGAUGCCCCAGGCCCUCGUCGACCAGCUCCACGCGCCCGGCAGGAUGUUUAUUCCCGUCGACAGCGACCAGGGCUACGGCCAGGACGUCUGGCAGGUCGACAAGGACCGCCACGGCAACGUGCACCAGACGAGGCUGUUUGGAGUCAACUAUGUGCCCCUCACCGACGAGCACAAGCAGCGCCGCUAG